This is a messenger RNA of Fraxinus pennsylvanica, 777 nucleotides long. Lineage: Eukaryota; Viridiplantae; Streptophyta; Magnoliopsida; Lamiales; Oleaceae. The record is from the annotation of a GenBank genome assembly.
AUGGCAUGGCUAAUCAUCAUCAUAUCAUUAAUUGUUCUCUGGGUCGCUUCUCUUUGCAAAAUUUUUCGUGGAUCCUUCCAUGAUGCUAAAGCUGCAUUCUUAAAUGAUGGAAGUGUUUUUGGAAGGAGAAACGUCUUACUGGUUAUUGCGCAUCCUGAUGAUGAGUCUAUGUUCUUUACUCCAGCCAUUAAUUACCUAACUUCAAGGGGACAUUAUCUUUACAUACUAUGCUUGUCAACUGGCGAUGCAGAUGGGAUGGGUAGUAUUAGAAAAGAAGAACUCUCUCUGGCCUCCACAAUACUCAAGAUUCCUCACCAGCAAGUGAAGAUUCUGGACCAUUCAGAUUUGCAGGAUGGUUUUGGUAAAGUAUGGGAUUGGAAUCUAAUAGCAGGAUUUGUUGAGGACGAAAUUCGUGCCCAUGCUAUUGACUCAAUCAUUACAUUUGAUGACUAUGGUGUCUCUGGUCACUGUAACCACCGUGACGUGCAUCGAGGUGUACAAAAGCUGUUGCAUGACUUUUCAGAAAGACCUCUCAAAGCCUGGGAGCUUGUGAGUACGAGCAUAUUCCGCAAGUACAGUGGACCGGUUGAUAUCUGGUUAUCCAAGUUAUUUGCCUGGUUUUGUGAAAGUAGACAAUUACAAUGCUUGCUCAAUGAAGAUCCCAGUAAGACUUAUGCUGCAAUGGCACAACACAGAAGCCAAUGGAUUUGGUUCCGAAAGCUUUUUGUGUUGUUUUCGAGUUAUACUUAUGUCAACACUCUUAAGAGGAUUCAGUGA